AUGGUCUUUUCAUUAAUACACACAAAUUGGUAUUACAAAGAUAUUACCAGGCAACAAGCUGAAGCUAUUUUACUAGACGAGAAUCGCGAAGGUUGCUUUCUUGUUCGAGACUCAGUUAGCAAAAAGAAUACAUACACUUUAUCAGUUACUUCGAAAGACCCUGAAGCGCCAGGAAAAUUAAAAGUACAUCAUUAUCAUAUCCAUAGAACAGAAUCAUCAAGUCUGAAUGGACACAUGAAUGGAUGUGGUGUCGGUAGUGGUAGUGGCAGCAAUAGUGGUUUAAAUUCUACUGCAUCUGUUGCUGCCAGCGUUACAGUUACAACAACAACAUCUAAUACCAUUGCAAACGUGAAUGGUUCAAAUGGUACAGGGUCAAAUACCCCCAAUGUUGGAUCAACCACUAAUGGUGAAGCACAAUAUUACUUAUCUGAAAAGCAUGCGUUCCCUACAAUCAGUGAUGUUAUACAUUAUCAUAAGCAUAAUUCUGGUGGACUAGUUGUCCGACUCAGAUCGCCACCGACCAAAGAUCGAGAAAGUCCUGUCACUGCUGGAAUGGGUCUAGAUGAGUUUGAACUUGAUCCAGCUGACCUUCAUUUAGAAAGAGAGCCAAUCGGAAAAGGACAAUUUGGAGUUGUGAAACGUGGCAAGUUCCGUAACAUUCCGGUAGCUGUUAAACAAAUGGUUGAAGGGGCUAUGAAUGAAGAUGAUUUUAUUGAAGAGGCUAAAAAUAUGAGAUUUCUUAAUCAUCCAAAUCUUGUACAGUUAUUUGGUGUUGUAUUGAAAAAGCGUCCAAUUAUGAUAAUCACUGAAUAUAUGAAACAUGGUUCAUUACGUGAUUUUAUGCGACAACGUCAGCCACAGUUUUGUAAUCGACCAGUUGUUAUGUCUGAUAUUUGUGCUCAAGUAGCAAAUGGAAUGGCUUACUUGGAACAAGAACAGUUUGUACAUCGGGAUUUAGCAGCACGAAAUUGUUUAGUAAAAUCAAUUAGUCAAAAUUCAGUUCACGUCAAGGUAGCUGAUUUCGGUAUGGCACGUUUUCUACUAGAUAAUGUAUAUGAACCAAGUGCUGGAACGAAAUUCCCUGUUCGUUGGGCACCUCCUGAAGUAUUUCAGUCUACUUAUACAGCUAAAGCAGAUGUAUGGAGUUUCGGUGUGCUUAUGUGGGAAGUGUUUACCUGCUGUUCGGAAAACCCUUAUCAAGGCAUGAAUAAUACACAGGUUUAUCAGUAUAUUGUCGGUGGUGGGCGACUGCAUAAACCUGCUGUAUGUCCUGAGCGAAUUUAUGUUUUGAUGCUUGAGUGUUGGCAACAUGAUCCUAGUAAGAGACCGGCAUUUGAAUAUAUUUGUCAAAAAAUUGGAGGAUACCUAGAUCAAAACUGUGAGAAUUGACCUAGUGGUAAGGUAAACAAGAACGCAUAGAAAAUGAUCACAGUUUUAUGUAGAUGGAAAAAAUGAGCGAUUUUGAGCUGAUUUCUUGAACGAAAUAAAUUUUCAGAAUUUGUAUUAUUUAUUCUGAAUUUAAAUAAAAAAGAGUCUGAGAGAUUUCUUCGCAUUUGUUAACAUCGUAUGUAAAAAGAAACUGAGC
Schistosoma intercalatum is the source of this 1585-nucleotide messenger RNA. NCBI's taxonomy places the organism in Eukaryota, Metazoa, Platyhelminthes, Trematoda, Strigeidida, Schistosomatidae. The record is from the annotation of a GenBank genome assembly.